Messenger RNA from Pangasianodon hypophthalmus (striped catfish), 1452 nucleotides. Its product is annotated as endonuclease domain-containing 1 protein. The coding region runs from base 92 to 1039 and encodes 315 amino acids. The record is from RefSeq and is a predicted model, not a curated record. The transcript is spliced from 2 exons. Gene Ontology annotation, molecular function: hydrolase activity; metal ion binding; nucleic acid binding. NCBI's taxonomy places the organism in Eukaryota, Metazoa, Chordata, Actinopteri, Siluriformes, Pangasiidae.
CCUCCUGCUUCUGUGCUGAUGGGUAUUUAAUGCCUCACUCUGAGGUCCUUCACUCAUUAUUUACCUCAUCACACUCUUCCUCACCUUCACGAUGAAGCUGAUCAUCCUAGGGUUCGUGCUGCAGGCAUUUGGGUACCUGGCUAAUGGAAGGGUGGUAGAGUCUUUUAAGGAUUCAUGUCCUGAUUUCUUCAUUGAAGAUCCAUCAGACCAAAAUGUCCACUACCCUCCCACUGUUCUUCAUGAUAGCCAAAAUCCAAAGAGAUACCAGCAGAUUUGUCAGCAAUGGAGCAAUUCAUACAGAUACGCCACUCUGUAUGACACAAAGUGCAGGAUCCCAGUGUACUCUGCUUAUUACUAUGUAGGAUAUCACAAGGUAGACAAAGCUGAGUGGAAGAUUGAGCCACAGCUUGAUGACCCCAAUCUAGGGCCUGAGAUGGCACGAGAAAACACCGUAGAGACAAAAGACAAAGGCAAAAACCAGGCACUGUAUGAUGACUAUGCAUCUCAUGCAAAAGAUUACACCAGGGGCCACCUUUACCCACGCUGCCACAAUAAUGAUCAGGACUGUGCCAUUGCCACCUACACACACACCAAUGCCGUACCACAAUCUCAAGAAGACAACAAUGUGUGGGCUCACAAGGUGGAGCAGAAGAUGGAGAAGCUCAUACAGGACAACUGUGACAAGGGCUUUGCACAUGUUGUGACUGGAGCGGUGCCUGGCCAGUCCUGGCUGCAGAUCAAGAGAGAUAACAUCCCUGUCGAAGAAGGAGUCAACAUCCCUGAACAUUUCUGGACUGCCUACUGCUGCCAUGACAAAAAAACAAAUGCUCUCCUGUCAGAUGCCUGGCUGGCCCGCAGAAACCCUAAAGGACUGGUGGUGCGGAAGAGGACGGUGAAGCAGCUGGAGGAGGAGCUCACCCCUCUCUAUGGAAACCCAGAAGGAGGAUUCAGCAUGUUUGGAGGGUUGUGCCAAGGGAGUAUCAUAAGCAGAUUUUAUUAUGCUCUGGUUGACCUUUGUUUUGACUUUUCUAGUAACUAAACAUGAACCCUCUACUCUUGUCCAAGUGUUAUACUUAGCAAAUCACAGUUGUCUCUGACUGAGGUUUUGUUCCUGCACCUCUUAUAGCAACCUCAAUCUCAGGGGUCAUCCCUUGUUGAUUACUGUCCUGACUGAUUUAUGUGCUAUUUGAUUUGAUGAUAAUAAUUAUAAUAAUAAUGUAUUGUUUAUAAGUGCACUAUCCUGGGUCACCCAGAUGAGGAUGACUUCCCUUUUGAGUCUGGUUCCUCUCAAGGUUUCUUCCUCAUAUCAUAUCAUAUCUCAGGGAGUUUUUCCUUAGAGAUAAAUUUAUAAAUUUAAAAUUUACAUCCUGAAUUUAUAUAUUUCUGUAAAGCUGCUUUGUGACAAUGUCCAUUGUUAAAAGCGCUAUACGAAUAAAAUUGAAUUGAAUUUAA